Messenger RNA from Micropterus dolomieu (smallmouth bass), 2466 nucleotides. RefSeq lists its product as uncharacterized. Gene Ontology annotation, molecular function: GTP binding. The transcript is spliced from 3 exons. The record is from RefSeq and is a predicted model, not a curated record. NCBI's taxonomy places the organism in Eukaryota, Metazoa, Chordata, Actinopteri, Centrarchiformes, Centrarchidae. The coding region runs from base 177 to 1808 and encodes 543 amino acids.
CUGCUACCUGUCUCUGAGACUGUUUCUGUGAAAUCAUGUGACCACAGGGCGUCCACCCUCUCUGCUGAUACAGUAUAUAAACUGAUCUCUGCUCUGUCUCAGCAUCAGAGAUCUCUGUGAAGCCAACAGAGAACCAAUAAGCUGCUGCAACCUCAAGCUCCUGUCAAGCUGUUACCAUGGCAACGAACACUAACAUCUCAUCCAAAUAUGGCCACAUCACCUGCAAAGUUCUGAAACAUUCGGGAUCUCCUACUGUCUACCAGCUGACACCAAAAGAAGAUAAGAUAGUAAAUCUAAGAAGAAGAACUCUUGGGAAAAGAAAUUUGAACAAGAUAAACAAAACCAUCUUGCUUGUGGGGGAAACAGGAGCAGGAAAAUCUACUCUGAUCAACACUCUGGUCAACUACGCCAUGGGAGUGAAGUGGGAGGACGAUGUCUGGUUUAAGAUCGUAGAGGAGGAGAAGAGAAGUCAGUCACAGAGUCAGACAUCAGAUGUGAUCGUGUACCAGGUCUUUGGUUUUGAAGGUGAAACUCUGCCCUACUCUCUGACCAUCAUCGAUACUCCUGGAUAUGGAAGCACCAGAGGAACUGAACAAGAUGUUAUUGUUGGUCAAAGAUUAUUAGACUUGUUCCGCUCAAAAGAUGGAGUUCAUGAGGUUAAUGCAGUGGGUCUGGUGCUGAAAGCAACUGAGAAUCGACUGAGUGACCGACAGACAUACAUCUUUGAUUCAGUGGCGUCUCUGUUUGGAAAAGACAUGGAGAAGAACAUUGUUGCUCUCAUCACACACUCAAACGGAAGAACUCCUAAAAAUGUUCUGAAAGCUCUCGAAGAUGCAAAUAUUAAAUGUGCCAGAAAUGAAAAGAAUCAGCCUGUUUACUUCCUGUUUGAUAACUGCCAGGAUGAAGGCAGGACAGACGACAUAGAAGACCUUCAACAUGCAGAUAAAAUAACAACCAGAGGAAUGAGUCAGUUCACAGAGUUUCUGGACAGAAGUGUUCCUCAAAAGCUGGAGACAACUGUGCAGGUUCUGAACGAGCGAAUCAGACUGACAGCCUGCAUCCAUACCCUGCAAGAGAGAUUUAAGUUCACUGAACAAAAACAGAAAGAAAUCCAACCGAUUCAGGAAGCUCUGAAGAAACAUGAAGAAGAGAUGAAGAGAAAUGAAGAAUUCACUGUAGAAGUUGAUGAGGUCUACAAAGACAAAGAAAGAAUUGAAGGUGGGAUGUGGGGGUUGUUUUUUUAUGAAGGAGCUGUCUGCUGUACAGUCUGUGAGGAGAACUGUCACUAUCCUGGAUGCACUGUGUCCUGGUAUCCUGAACACUGUGAGGUCAUGAAAGGUGGUCGCUGCACUUCAUGUACCAGGAAGUGUCCUGUAUCAGAUCAUGUGAAAGAAAAGUGGAUCUAUGUGACCAAGACAAGGAAAGUUCAGAAGACCCUGAAAGACAUGAAAGAGAAGUAUGAAAGAGGUAAAGCAGGAUGUGAGGAGACAACAAGCCUUUUGGAUAAUCUUCAAAAAGAGAUUAAUAGACUUGAAGCUGAAAAGGAAAAGUGUCUGGAUGAGGCCUACCAGCAUGUUGUCGAACUGGAUCAGAUCGCCCUUAAUGUUGAUUCACUGUCCACUUAUGUCCACUUGGACUUCCUGAUUGAGAAGAUGAAUGAGAAAGGAGACACAGAGAAGGUCCAGAAACUGGAAGAGAUGAAAAGUCGAGUCAGUAAAGUUGUCCAGAUUGGGAAGAAGUAUGCUGGUGAUAAUUUUUCCAAAUUGUUUAAAAGAAAGAAUGAUGACAAGAAGGGCACCGAGGUCUAGACUCCUUAUUAAUCAUGUUCACAUUAAACAAGGAAGUAGUGUGUCCUUUCUUUAGCAGGGUGGACAGUUUCUCACCUCAUAAAACGGAGUGGAGGUUAAGCUGAUGGAGAGAUAUAAUAGAUGCUAUCAUUAUCUAACACUGCGACUCCACUGUCAACAGAUUUUGAAAAGCACAACACAUUCAACAUUUAGUCUGGUAUUUACAGUUCAUCUGGUGUGUGGUUCAAACUGAUGAUAACGUAGGAAACAAAAUGUUAAAAGUCACACAAGUGUUCUAUUAAUUCCAUCUGGUGAGAGGUUUACCAAAACGGAAUCAGUCAUCAACUUUCUUGCUUCUUUAAAUAUGUUCAAAGUUUUGUUUUUGACCAGUUGACUUUGAUCCAGUGUGUUUCUGUUUCUCCUCAAUUUAAUGUUUUGUGGAGAUCAAUCAUUUACAUAUUGUCUGUUAAAGCAUGUAUUGAAUCUAUGUCCGUUAAAAAUCUAUUUAGAUUCAGCAUUCAACUUUUCUUAAUAAUUUAAAACCACGUACCAUCAAAGAUUUAACUGAGAACUGCAUUUUUAUUGAGCUGGAAAGCUGGAAAGUUUUGAGCUUCUCAGUCUGGAGUUCCCUAACUUGUACUAUGUUCACUGCAGCUCUGAUUAAAAACUAUGACGUUUA